Molecule: messenger RNA, 222 nt
Organism: Enterobius vermicularis (human pinworm)
Lineage: Eukaryota; Metazoa; Nematoda; Chromadorea; Rhabditida; Oxyuridae
Source: the annotation of a GenBank genome assembly
AUGUCUAUACUGACUACGUCUGUGUCGGCGGUGUUGAUACCAUUGUUAGGAAAACGUGAUCCCGCCUGGUUUUCCCUGUUACCGGCAAUGUUAUUUGUCAUUGUUGCCGUUACUCCCCUGUCGAUGCUGCUGUUGUUGCCACUGCUAGUGAUACAGCAGUUGUCCAUAAUGGGUGACGAUGGUGGCGACAAUCAUGAUGACUUUGACGGCAGUUGUUUGUGA